Molecule: messenger RNA, 4039 nt
Organism: Temnothorax curvispinosus
Lineage: Eukaryota; Metazoa; Arthropoda; Insecta; Hymenoptera; Formicidae
Gene: mus101
Product: DNA topoisomerase 2-binding protein 1
Exons: 26
Coding region: 1-3891 (1296 amino acids)
Biological process (GO): mitotic DNA replication checkpoint signaling; DNA replication initiation; mitotic G2 DNA damage checkpoint signaling
Source: RefSeq, a predicted model, not a curated record
AUGACGACCCAGGAAAGCCAAAUCGAUGUAAACAUUUACCUUGUCGUACCGAGUUACCUGAAGUCCAAGGAUGAUUGCGGCGAGGAAAUGUGGGAGGCAUUUAACAAAUGCUCCGACCUUAGCUUGUGCAUAGAAUGGAUUACUGAAAAGUCUUGCAGUAAGAUAAAACCAUUGAAAACCGAUGUAUUUGUUGUGGAGGAAUUCAAGGGUGAUUUGUUUGAGAAGCUGAAGACCUUCAAAUGCUCAAUAGUCUCGCCAAAGUGCCUGCUUAUUUGUCUUACAAAUGGAGAACCAAUACCAGAAGGGCGGAAUCCAAUAUAUACGACGUCCAUGAGAAAAAUGUGUGUUUGUGCAUCAGGUUUUAAUCCAGAAAUUAAGGAUUGGAUACAACAACGAGUUGAAUAUAUGGGAGGUUUCUUCACAAAGCAAUUAAGAAAUAGUGUCACACAUUUAGUAACUGAUUCUGUGAUGUCAGCAAAGUAUGAGACCGCUAUAGAAAUGAAGAUACCAAUUAUGACAAAGGAAUGGAUAGAAGCUGUGUGGGAAGCAAAUUUGAAAAAGGUGGUAAAGGCGGAUGAUAAAAUUUUUGAUAAAUAUAAAUGUCCAGUUUUUAUGAAUCUAGUAGUUACUUCAACAAAUCUGCACAAACGUCAGAAAGAGGAAAUUAAACGUUUGAUACAUGAUUAUGGAGGAACAUUUAUGGGUCCUCUUGAUGGAACAAAAGUUCGAGUGGUUCUAGCUUCUGAAAGCGGUCCAUUGAGCGACAAGUUAAAGUACGCCAAGGAAAACAGCAUUCCCUGUUUGAGGCCUGACUGGGUGUACGAAAGUAUUAAAGUAGGAUACGCUCUACCUUUCCGUAAUUUUAUUAUCAAAUCUGUGAAAACGUGUUCAACACCAGAAAAACUAAAUACUCGAGAAUUGCUCAAUUGUUUAGAAAUCAGCUCUAUAGCACACGAUAAGCAUCCCAAUAAUUAUGUAGAUGAAAGUUUUAGUUCGACAAUAUCGAGAACAUCAAAUUUUCCCAGUGUAUACCCUAGUACGGUAACUAGUAAACUCUCCGGUGCCGCUAAGGUAAACGUAUUGGAUCGACUUACCUUCGGCGAAGCAAAAUCAGCUGGACCGUUUCUGGAUGGAUGUAAUAUUUACCUCGUUGGAUUUGUGACAAGCGUCAGAGAUAGGCUGAACAAAAUAUUAAACGUCGGCGGUGCGACGCGUUUUGAUGAAAUAUCGGACGCUGUGACACAUGUGAUCGUUGGCGACGAGAAUAAAGCGUCUGCGGAACUGAAAACGAUAAAAUCGAGAGGUUUAUGUCCUUACAUAUUAAACAUAGAAUGGUUGGAAGAGAGCAUGAAACUGAAACGGCCUGCAUCAGAAGAACUCUUUUUGUUUGAAGCAAAAGGUGGGGCACCUAAGAAAAAUGUUGAGACACCCGCUUCACCGCUUAGUAAAAAGAAUUUACAAAUGUUGCAACGACCGAAGAAACCUUCUGUACCACUUUUCAAUUUAGAAAAAUUAAUUGCACCCGUGAACGAAGAUGAGCAACCGGAUCUCGUACAGCAAUAUUUACAAGAAAAUAAUGAUUGUAGCAAUGUCAUACAAGAAUUCACGAAGCCCCAUACGCCUGUUUCGGCAGAGAAAGACCGAGAGAAUUUGAGUAGCGCAAAGAAUACGCGCACUAGCGAGAUUUGUUCAUCAGGUGUUUCAUCGGAUAAAAAUGUGGAAAGUGAUAAUACUGUGUUGCUCAGCCAAAGUUGCACGUCUAACGAAAAGCCGCUCAAAGGUUUAACGUUCGUCGUGGUUGGGUUUGACAAUGAAGACACUCACAUAGAAGAGACAAUCGUAACGUUGGGUGGACGUUUAGUCCCGAGAACCUAUAGCGGUAUUCCGGAUUAUGGUGUCGUGCCUGUGCAAGGAGCACCCUUAAAAUAUACGGUUAAUGAAAUCGUGAACGAUUUAUUUAUCGAAGAUUGUAUAAAUCAGGAACAAAUCGUGGAUAUUAUGUAUUACCACAGGCCAUUAUCUAUUAAAAAACCUUGUAAUCCAUUAUCGGGAUGCGUCAUAACGAUGAGCAUGUAUACCGGGGCCGAACGAGUGUAUCUUUCCACGUUGGCUACGACACUUGGCGCUAUAUGUCAAGAUAUGUUUGCACGGAAAGCUAACGCAGAGAGGAAUACACAUGGCAGUACGCAUCUGGUUUGCCCGUCCCCGGAAGGAAACAAAUAUAACGCGGCCGUGAGAUGGAAAUUGCCGGCUGUCACUGCCGACUGGCUAAAGACCUGCGCGGAUCAAUUAACGCUCGUAGACGAAACUCCAUUUCUCGUUGGGGAAACAAUAGCACCAGAUAGAUCAAAUAUCAGCGAACCAAAUCUCUCAAGUGUUCGCGAAAAUAGAACAGGAGUAGAAGAAACCACACCAAGAAUCAUCAUUACGCCGAAACGUCAUUUAUCUCAGAUCAAAGACGCACCCUCUGCUGAAACUCCAUUGAUAAAUAAGAGACUCAGUCUGGUAAUGAACCAGACAUCGAAGUCACCAUUUCACGUGUCCACUCCAGAGACUCCGUAUGGACAGGUCUUUAAGCCCAAUCCUUCGCCGGACACGCGAAAAGGGUGGAUCAAAUGGGUAGAUAAUUUUCCGGAUUUACAAAUAGCAGAACCGCCUUUAAAACGACGCGCUCCUAGCACUCCGCUUUCAGAUUUGAAGAAACAGCUGUGGGAGAAACUGAAGAACACAAAUCAACCUGAAAAAGAACAUAAAUCGAGUGAAGCAAUGAGACACGAGGAUAGUAAUACUUUUACGGAAAGAGCUGAGGAAGAAACCGACGAUCAGACUAACAAAAUAAAUCCAUCAACUCCUACGUCCACAACCCGAAAGCUCGUCUUUGAUGAAAAAGAUAGUCCGAUGCCAAAUAAUGAGAUAAACAUGCAAAUAGCGCAAUUGGAUCAAGUGCUUCAACGAACCUCGAGUACACCUGAAAAUAGAUACUCGCUGUCCGGGGAAAAUGCGAAAAAGUAUAACGAAGCUUCUGAUGAUAUACAAAAAUAUAUGGUAAAAGACUCGCAACCUAUUGAUGCCAUUGUAUGGGAAGAUCCGGAUCACCCAAAGCGAUCAAUCUUGAGUAAACGAUCAAGUAAGGAUAAACAUAGCAACGUGAUUAACGAAGAACAUAUCGAGGAAGAUGUCGCAGAACAGAAAUGUGAACCACCGACAACACGAAAAUUUAUGCUGUCGGGUAUAAAGGAUAGAAACGUAUAUGAACGUAUAAUAAAGGAUCUGGGCGGAGACGUGUCAACGGACACAAAUUUCGAUAAUAGUGCCACACAUCUCUUAUGCAUCAGGCUCUCCAGAAACGAAAAAAUGCUUGGCAGCAUAGCUGCUGGAAAGUGGGUCCUACAUUGCUCAUAUUUACGUGAUUCCGAACAAGCUGGCAGAUUUCUCGAUGAGGAAGAGUACGAAUGGGGCAAUCCGAAGAACAAAGAUAAGAUUCCGGAGCCAAACAGUGAGAUCGAGAAUGCAAUCGCAGCCGCGGCUUACAGGUGGCGGCAGAAAUUGCAGAAAGAACUGGAUGGCCCAUUUUCCGACAUAGUGGCUCUGCUGAUGGUCUCCGAGGAGAAAUACGAUCAGUUUAAGAGACUGAUUGAAGCUGGCGGCGGCUCGGUAAUGCAAGCAAGACCACCCUAUGAUACCAGUCCGUCUGGACGCAGAAUCACGCACUGCUUUGUCAACGUAAAACAAAUAAACCAACCUGUCGACUGGGCCAUGCUGGCUAGUAAGGGCAUUCUCUGCUUUUUGCCGCAAUAUCUCAGUGAUUAUCUGACAGAAGUGACGCCGCUCAAUCCGCGAGAUUGCGUACUCCCAGAAUUCAAGAAAUACCUGACGUUACUCCCCAAGUAGUCAGGUUGGAAUUGAAAUUACGUUUAAAUUUACAAAUAUGAGCGUUCACAAAAUAUCAGCGAUUUGAUAAGAUAUGCAGAAUACAGUAGUGUACAUAGCGAGUUUAUGUCAAAGAACUGAAAUAAAGGUCUCUUGUAUAGAAAAACAA